Messenger RNA from Equus quagga, 865 nucleotides. It is a transcript of the gene AZU1, whose product is annotated as azurocidin 1. The transcript has 5 exons. Gene Ontology annotation, biological process: proteolysis. NCBI's taxonomy places the organism in Eukaryota, Metazoa, Chordata, Mammalia, Perissodactyla, Equidae. Gene Ontology annotation, molecular function: serine-type endopeptidase activity. The coding region runs from base 1 to 819 and encodes 272 amino acids. The record is from RefSeq and is a predicted model, not a curated record.
AUGCCAGCACUCAGAUUUCUGGCCCUGCUGGCCGGCCUGCUGGCGACUGCCGGCGUGGACUGGAGGGAGCUGCGCCUGCCUCCCCCAGGCUCGGCGGCCCGCGCGGACAUCGUGGGCGGCAGGAAGGCCCGGCGCGGGCAGCUCCCGUUCCUGGCCUCCGUGCAGGACCAGGGGCGCCACGUCUGCGGGGGCGCCCUCAUCCACGCCCGCUUCGUGCUCACGGCCGCCAGCUGCUUCCGAAACCGGAACCCCGGGAUCAGCGCCGUGGUGCUGGGGGCCUACGACCUGCGGCGGCCGGAGAGCACCAGGCAGACCUUCUCGGUGCGGAGCAUCAGCGAGAACGGCUACGACCCCCAGCAGAACCUCAAUGACCUGCUGCUGCUGGAGCUGGACCGGGAGGCGAACCUCACCAGCGGCCUGGCGCUGGUCCCGCUGCCCGCACAGAAUGCCACGGUGGAGGCCAGCACGCGCUGCCAGGUGGCAGGCUGGGGGGCCACACGGAACGGGGGGCGUCUCUCCCGCUUCCCAAGGGUCCUCAAUGUCACUGUGAUGCCCCCGGACCAAUGUCGCCCCAACAGUGUGUGCACCGGCGUCCUCACCCGCCGGGGCGGCAUCUGCCAGGGUGAUGGGGGCGGCCCCCUCGUCUGUGAUGGUGUGGCGCACGGCGUGGCCUCCUUCUCCCUGGGGCGCUGUGGCAGGGGCCCCGACUUCUUCACCCGCGUGGCGCUCUUCCGGGACUGGAUCGACUCUGUUCUGAACUCCACGGUGGCCGAGUGCUGGCCCGAGGGGCCCCCCGCCGAGCCCGUGGGCGGCCUGUGACCUCCCAGGCCCGUGCCCGUGGCCUGUGGCCCUUGUGCACCCCCGA